GUCAUCGGACCCGGAAGCAGCGGCGGGGCUCCCGGAGACACACCGAACGAUGGCGACCGACGGUGGCGGACUCUCCCGACUCCGCCCGGCUGAGCUUUUGACCCGCCGACCCGACCUUCCCGGCCCGCGGCUCUCGGCCGAGCACCUGCUGACCCCGAGCCCUGGCCUGCGGACCCUGAGCGCCCGAGCUGGGCUUGACCCGCUGACCAAGCCUGAGAGCCGGGAGCUGUCCGCCGGCUUUGAGAACCGGCUCCUGAGGAGGCCUGUCCUGCAGGUCACCUCUCGGGCCGUCGCCUCGACCCUUCCUCUCCGCUUCAGCCAGCCCUUGAGCCCCAAGCUGCCCCACAACCUCUGCACUUCGACCUCCACUUCGUUGACCCUCCGCCCCUUGACCACCCCUCCAUUGACACUUCGCCCAUUGACCUCCCCUCAAUUGACCCUCCGCCCUUUGACCUCCCCAUCCCUGAAGAUCAAGUCCGAGCGACCGUCGCUGGGGCCAGAAUGUCCGUGGCAACAGGAGGCUCGAACCGAGAUCUCGAUCAAGAGCGAACAGUGGCCAGUUGAGGACCCAGCUGAGGCGUCCGAGCUCCUGCCCGGCUACAGUUUGUCAGCUCAGGAAUAUGAGGACCUCGAGCAGGCCCGAGGGGCUCUGGUGGAUGAGGAGCUGCACGAUGUUCUGGACCCUUCACAGAGCCAGGACGCCAGGCUGCGAGGGAAGAAGGAGGCCCUUUUGGAUGGGAUUUGCUGCUCUCUGGUCCAGGGGGCCAAGUUUACAGACGCGGAGGAUGAGAGCCGCCUUGAGCUGCUGGGCCUGUGUCGGGAGAUUGCAGAGCAGGAGCCGGAGUUUGUCUUGAAGGUCGCCCUAUACGCCCGGCAGGAGCUGAACCUCCGCAGUCCCGCCAACUUCCUGUUGGCCCUGAGCGCCUGGCUCCAGCCCUGCCGGCCCCACUUGCGCCGCUACUUCUGCCCGGCUGUGCGGCUGCCCUCCGACUGGAUUGAGGUGGCGAAGAUAUACCAGAGCCUGGCCGAGGGCAGCAGGAAGUUGGCCCCCUACCCUUCCUGCCUCCGCCAGGCCUUGGCCGACAGCUUCAAGCUUUUCGAUGAGUACCAGCUGGCCAAGUACAACACCAGGAAGCAGCGAUGCAAGAGCGGCCGCAGGAGGCAGAGGCCGAGGGAGAGGCAGGUGGCUGAAUCUUCUCCCACUGUGAAGGAGAACAAACCGGUGGACCAUUUCUCUCUGAAGAAGCUGGUCCGUUGGCUCCACCUCAAGGAACCGACCUAUCACGUCAUGUGCCUGUUGGGUCGAAGGUACCCGUCCGAUCUCCAGUCAUUCGCCCGCAGCCGGCUUCCCGGCCCAUGGGACUCCCGGAGAGCUGGGAAAAGGAUGAAGUUCCCGACGCCGGAGACCUGGGAGAGGCAGCUCUCCCUGCGGGGCAACACCGCGGAAGUCUGGGAGGAGCUGAUGGAUCACCAGAAGCUUCCCUUCAUGGCAAUGCUACGCAACCUGCGGAACGUGAUUGUGGCAGGAGUGAGCCGCCGGCACCACCAGCGGAUUUUGGAAAGGCUGAUGGACACGGUGGGUCCCCAGCAGUGGCUCGAAGGCGCUACCGGCCGCGCGGCGGUGGAACGGCAGGAGUCCAGGCGCGACCCCCUGCCGACGAAACAGGCCCUCGUCCGGCAGGCCCUGGAGUCGAACCACCUGUCGCGAAGGCGCAUGUGGUCCCUGCGCAACCGGGCCCCGGGCCUGACCCUGCGGAGAGACGCCCGGGGCACCUCCUUCAUCCACCGCUGGGCGGCCCAGAGGCUGGAGCAGCUGAGGGAAAGCAGGGACGUUCGAUAUGACCAGGACCUCCUGGAGAAGUACCGGAAAGCCCUGUCUGCGGCCGUCGAGAUAUCGGCCUCGCACAACGUCCCCCCUCUGCCGGGCCACACUGUCAUCCUGUGCUGCGUGGAGUCGAACAUGCUGGCGCCCUGCAUCACCGCCAAAGGCCUGCACCUUCCCAGGGCCAAGGAUGAGGACCUGGCCGGGAGCCCGCAGAUACAGGAGGUGGCCGUCCUUCUGGCACUCAUGGUGAAGCACGUCAGUGAGCACUGCCGCCUCAUCCUCUACAACAGCAACACUUACUGCGAGCUGGAGCUCAGCCCAGGCUCCAUUCUGGGCAAUGUGCAUCUGGUGCUGCAGGAGGCGAAGAGGCUGCAGGAGGCUGAGGUGUACGACUUCACAAGGCCCCUUGGGGUGGUCGCCUUCCUGAUGGACUGCGUGCAGAACCACGUGCAGAUCGACGCCAUGCUCCAGCUGAGUGACUGCGACCACCACCAGUACCACCAGUCCCUCCAGCUCUACCGUUACCACGUCAACCUCGACAUGCUGUUUGUCCACGUGAACCUGUCGGCCCGUCUAUCCAGCAUCAAAACCAGCACCGUCGGAUUCAACAACGAUAUCUUCCUGUGCGGUUACAGUGAACAGAUCUUACGGUUUGUGUGUGAACGAGGGAACUCUCGCCUCCUGGAGCACGUGGAGAGAAUCGACGAGUUCUUCCACCUGCCGAGGUCCCAGGAGGGUGGUCGGAGACGGAAGGUUGUGGAGCCACCGGCCUUGGGCCCUCUGAUUCGGACUCCAAAACUCAGGUGGCGGACGGUGCGAGUCUUCGUAUCCUCAACGUUCCGGGAUAUGCACUCGGAGCGCGACCUCCUCGUCCGCUCAGUCUUCCCCGAGCUCCGGGCCAGAGCGGCCCGCCAUUUUGUCCGGGUCCAGGAGGUGGAUCUCCGCUGGGGUAUAACUGAGGAGGCAUCCCGUGGGAACAGGCAGUUGGAGCUCUGCUUGUCCGAGGUUUGCCGCUGUCAGCUCUUUGUGGGAAUCCUGGGGGAGAGAUACGGACAGCUACUCCCGGAUUACUGGCUACCCAACCUUCCUCAGUUUGAGUGGGUCAAGUCCUAUCCGAAACUCCGCUCCAUCACCGAGUUGGAAAUGAUGCAGUUUUUGCGACUGAGCGGGGGUGACUCCGGCAGUCGAAGGUCUUUCUUCUACACCAGGGAUUCUGCUGUGCUGAGGUCCCUGCCGGAGGAGUGGGUGCCGGAGUUCGCUGCGGAGUCGGAACAUGCUCGGGCGAGGGUCUCCGAACUGAAGAGCCAUGUGAAAGAAGCAGGGUUGCUGGCGCUGGAGAACUAUCGGAGUGAGUGGGGACGGGAAGUACAUGGGAAACCAUUCCUGAAGGGACUGGAGGAGUUUGGGAUCAGUGUCCUCAGCCGCCUAUGGAAGGCCAUCGUGAGCCAAUACUGUCAGUUACAGUCAGACACCGGGCCGCCUGUUCCUAUCGGAGGGGAUUAA
This is a messenger RNA of Carcharodon carcharias (great white shark), 3328 nucleotides long. RefSeq names its product telomerase protein component 1-like. Gene Ontology annotation, biological process: telomere maintenance via recombination. The coding region runs from base 50 to 3328 and encodes 1092 amino acids. The transcript is spliced from 22 exons. The record is from RefSeq and is a predicted model, not a curated record. Gene Ontology annotation, cellular component: telomerase holoenzyme complex. Gene Ontology annotation, molecular function: telomerase activity; telomerase RNA binding. Lineage: Eukaryota; Metazoa; Chordata; Chondrichthyes; Lamniformes; Lamnidae.